Molecule: messenger RNA, 222 nt
Organism: Knipowitschia caucasica
Lineage: Eukaryota; Metazoa; Chordata; Actinopteri; Gobiiformes; Gobiidae
Source: the annotation of a GenBank genome assembly
AUGGCAAUCCUCUGCAGUGCGGGUCGGCUAAGUCCAGCCAGACUGGAGCGAGGAGGUAGAGGAGCGGCACAAGCGGAGGUCGCCGACAACGACACUGGUCCCAGGACACGGGCGGAGGGAGAAGGAGCACAGGUGGAGGAGACAGUGGAGAUGAGAGACGCACCAGCAGAGGAGGGCGGAGCGGGACAGGACACGGACAGCACUGAGGAGAUGGACAGCUGA